AUGGCUUUGUUUUCUAAGGCCAUCUCUGCUGUCUAUAAUGCUCCAAAAAAUAUCCCACAUAUUCAGCUUACACCUAAGCCCUCUUCUCAAAAAUGGAGCACUGCCCAAGAUCAUGGCUUGCUUUCAACUCCCUUGCACCUAUUAACCGACUCCAAAACUAACUAUGCUAAUACAAUUACUAGGGAGGAUGAUGACAUUUGUUUCCUACAUGCACUAAAGCUGGACGUGUUCAGGCAUGUACUGAGAAAACUAGGAGAAGAAGCAGUUGAGGGUUUGAACAUGAUCGAUGCUGUUCAACGGCUGGGUAUUGAUCACCACUUUCAAGAAGAGAUUGACCAAAUUCUUCAACAACAGCAUUUGAUCAUCACCUCCGGCAGUGCUCAUGGAGCUGAUCAUCACAGUGAUCUUCAUGAGGUGGCAGUUCGCUUUCGACUGCUCAGACAACAGGGUUACUUCGUGCCUGAUGAUGUGUUCAAAAAAUUCAAAGAAAGCGAUGGAAGCUUCAAGCAAAUGUUGAGUGAAGACAUUAAGGGAUUGAUGAGUUUAUACGAAGCUUCACAGCUAAGUAUAGAAGGAGAAGAUACACUUGACGAAGCUGGAAAAUUUAGUUGGCAUCUCCUAAAUACAUCCCUGUCACAUCUUGAUCAUCACCAAGCUAGAGUUGUUGGAAACACAUUGUCCAAUCCCCAUCACAAAAGUUUGGCCACAUUCAUGGCCAAGAACUUUUUCUCUACUAAUUCCCGAGGCACGAAUAAUCGAUGGUUAAAUAUCUUACAGGAAGUGGCCAAAACAGAAUUUAGUAUGGUCCGGUCCCUACACCAGAAGGAAAUUGUUCAAAUUUCCAAGUGGUGGAAAGAGCUGGGAUUGGCUAAGGAAUUGAAGUUUGCCAGAGACCAACCAGUUAAAUGGUACAUAUGGUCCAUGGCAUGCCUAGCAGAUCCAAACUUGUCAGAGGAGAGGGUUGAGCUCACAAAACCCAUAUCAUUCAUCUAUUUGAUUGAUGACAUUUUUGAUGUUUACGGGACGCUUGACGAGCUCAUUCUCUUCACAGAGGCUGUCAAAAGAUGGGAAAUUGGUGAUAUAGAGCACCUACCCGACUACAUGAAAAUAUGCUUCAAGGCUCUUCACGAUAUGACGAAUGAAAUCAGCAGCAAGGUCUAUCAGAAGCACGGCUGGAACCCGUUACACUCUCUAAGAAAAACGUGGGGGAGUCUGUGCACUGCAUUUUUAGUAGAAGCAAAAUGGUUUAAGUCUGGGCAUUUGCCCAAAGCAGAAGACUACUUAAAGAAUGGGAUUGUUUCUUCUGGGGUGAAUGUGGUGAUGGUCCACAUUUUCUUUCUCUUGGGUCAAGGCAUAACCAAACAAAGUGUGGAGCUGUUGGAUGAAACUCCAGCUAUCAUAUCUUCUGCAGCAGCAAUUCUUCGGCUCUGGGACGACUUGGGAAGUGCAGAGGAUGAGAAUCAAGAUGGGCACGACGGCUCAUACAUACGGUGCUACUUAAACGAUCACCAGGGCUGUUCGAUUGAGGACGCACAAGAAAUUACUACUAAUUUGAUUUCAGAAGAAUGGAAGCGCCUGAACAAAGAAUUGGUGUCUCCUAAUCCGUUUCCAGUCGCAUUCACCAACGCUUCCCUUAAUCUUGCAAGAAUGGUGCCAUUGAUGUAUAGCUACGAUCAAAACCAACGUCUUCCCUCGCUUGAGGAGUAUAUGAGAUCGAUGCUGUGUGAAACUGAAUCUGUGUAA
Messenger RNA from Prunus armeniaca (apricot), 1743 nucleotides. The record is from the annotation of a GenBank genome assembly. NCBI's taxonomy places the organism in Eukaryota, Viridiplantae, Streptophyta, Magnoliopsida, Rosales, Rosaceae.